CCACCCUGCGCAGGGCAGGCCGUGCAACCUUAGAAGUGGGAUUCUGCCCAGUUCCAGAAAAGGGCCAGCGGAAAUUCCAGAGGAGCUGCGCUGCACGUGGAAGCUUGGAAUUCCUUCGCGUGACAGUCCCAGUUUAGAACUCCUCACUGUCUCCUUGUUAUUCGCCUCCUGGAAGAUUCUAGAUUUGCCUGUGGCUGCUCAGGCAGGCAGCUUACAAAGAACCGCCCCGCCUCCUCCUGGUCAGGUGACGCUGUUGCUUAGCAACAGGACGCACUGCUGCCUUAGCCGCAGACUUCACUGUCCUUGCCUAGUUUCUUGCGGAGGCCCAAUGUCUGGAAAAAACCCUCAAGAGUGCACCAAGCCGGUGGUAACCAAGGCUAAGCUGGGCCCGGAGAAGACGAGCGACUAUUACCGUGUGAGCGAACAGCUCCCAGACAGGUUCAACAAUCCAGGGUGUUUUCGUGGCUACAGGACGGACAAAAUUCCCUCCAUGUACCAGACCAGUAACCAGACUUAUGGAAGCCGAGCACCCACAGUGCAUGAGAUGCCGAAAGUAUAUUAUCCACAUACAAGUGAGUUCUCCAGACAAUUUUUAACUUCUGGAAUGUUCCGGAGAAACAAUAUUAACGUCAGCCUGGAGAAGAGCAUAGUGACAGGCCCUGACAAUUACAUCACCCAUUGUGACCGCCUUAACUUUCACCCCAGUUACAAUGUCAACAGGCCAUCCAUCUGCGACUAAGGGAGCGAGAUGCCUGUCCCAGGGGACUCUCCUGACUCAGUGCUGCUGUAGGGAUCAUGGCGGCCAUGAUCCUUGACAAGUGCCCAGUUGUGAAGGCAUGGAUCUCACUGCCUUUUCAGAAAAUACUUUUCCUUUCUGGAGGAGAAAAAUAUUCAAAUAGGGUCAUAACGUCUUGUGUUCCAUGUUGCACACAGGAGAGAUGCUAAUAAUGGCUAGAUUUUCUAUUAAAAAGAUGCCACG
Meriones unguiculatus (Mongolian gerbil) is the source of this 979-nucleotide messenger RNA. It is a transcript of the gene Pierce1, whose product is annotated as piercer of microtubule wall 1. Gene Ontology annotation, cellular component: axonemal microtubule. The coding region runs from base 329 to 739 and encodes 136 amino acids. NCBI's taxonomy places the organism in Eukaryota, Metazoa, Chordata, Mammalia, Rodentia, Muridae. The record is from RefSeq and is a predicted model, not a curated record. The transcript has 4 exons. Gene Ontology annotation, biological process: axoneme assembly.